AUGCGGGCGUCUCUUUUCCGGCACUUGCGAUGGGUUGCUAGUCCCGUUCGCUCGCCACUGAUUCGGGCUUGGGGUGGAGCGCAUUCAUUGCGCCAUGCCUUGAAUACCUCUGUACCUUUAACUCCGCAGCCUAGGUGCUUCUCAGCAUCAGUGCGCAGUCGAAUCUUCCACGACGGUGAUUCCACAAUAUACGCGCUCUCUACGGCUCCAGGUCGGGCUGCGAUUGCUGUGGUUCGAGUUUCGGGGCCUGCCUGCGUGUCGGUCUAUCAAGCACUAUGCCCCAAAGGUCCGCUUCCGCGUCCCCGUGUCGCAGCCGUGCGCACCCUCUACGAUCCUGCCUCCGAUGAUCCUUUGAGCCAAGCAGGUAUCCUUGAUGCCGGAGCGCUGGUACUAUACUUCCCGGGCCCUAAGACUGUCACUGGCGAGGAUGUACUGGAAUUUCACCUUCACGGUGGACCGGCAAUUGUACGCUCGGUUCUAAAAGCCAUCGCGAGUACUAGCGGCGGAGAACAUAUGCUGCGAUACGCCGAGCCAGGAGAAUUUACUCGGCGAGCUUUUAUGAACGAUAGACUCGACCUCCCGCAAAUUGAGGCAUUGGGCGAUACUCUAGCGGCAGAUACCGAACAGCAGCGGCGCCUGGCUGUCCGAGGCGCAAGUGAUGCGUUGUCGAAAAGAUACGAACAAUGGCGUCAGCAAUUACUCUACGCACGCGGGGAGCUUGAGGCAUUGAUUGAUUUCUCGGAGGACCAACAUUUCGACGAGUCCUCUGACGACUUGAUCCUGUCUGUGGCGUCACAGGUGCGGGCUCUCAGUCGGCAGAUUGAACUGCACAUUCAGAAUGCGUCAAAGGGGGAGCUUAUGCGUAGCGGGAUCAAGGUUGCCCUACUCGGAGCGCCAAAUGCGGGCAAGAGCUCGCUCUUAAACCGGAUUGUUGGUCGAGAGGCGGCUAUUGUCAGCACGGAGGAAGGCACUACCCGGGAUAUCGUGGAUGUUGGAAUCGACUUGGGCGGUUGGUACUGCAGGCUGGGUGACAUGGCUGGAAUACGGUCGGAGCCUGGUAGAUCCUCGUCUGGGAGUGUGUCCCCGGUAAUUGGUGCUGUUGAAAAAGAGGGUAUCCGGCGGGCUCGCGCGCGGGCUUUAGAGUCCGAUGUGGUCGUGGUGGUGAUCUCGGUAGAGGAUGGAUCUGAGAGAGGGGCGCCAUAUCGACUUGCUGUGGAGCCAGUUGUUGUUGAUGCAGCUAACGAUUGUGUGCGUGCCGGCAAGCAUAUAAUCGUUGCCAUCAAUAAAUGCGACCGGCUGCCGCCGAUGGGCCUUAACGAGACCGCUCAAGUGCCGCCCGAGCUAGCCAUGGAAGUGAACCAGCUUUUCCCUGAAGUACCAAUCAAGCGCCUCUUUGGCAUUUCAUGCCUCGAAUCCUCGAAUGGACCUGUACAACCUGAGGCCAACACCUGGCCUACCUUCCUACAGGGCUUGAUAUCCACAUUCGAGGAAAUGGCCACUCCAGCCGGAGUGGAUGGCGAUACAAACGGACAGUACGAUCGUUCGUACUGGGAGGACUCGCUGGGAGUGAGUCAUCGCCAAAGCUCUAAUCUGCAAGUAUGUCUACAAAGCCUGGAUGAUUUCCUGGCGCAAGCCACGCCUACGUCUCACGGAAUUUCAGCUGGUUCUUCUCUGAAAUUUCUGGAGACGAACUCGGAUGAGCUGGACGUGGACAUUGUGGUCGCUGCGGAGCACCUGCGUUAUGCCGCUGAUGCUCUCGCCUCGAUCACGGGCAAGGGUGAAAGCGGCGAUGUUGAGGAUGUGUUGGGUGUAGUUUUUGAGAAGUUCUGUGUCGGCAAGUAG
Messenger RNA from Aspergillus mulundensis, 1842 nucleotides. RefSeq names its product tRNA modification GTPase. The transcript has 2 exons. The record is from RefSeq and is a predicted model, not a curated record. Gene Ontology annotation, molecular function: protein binding; GTP binding; GTPase activity. Lineage: Eukaryota; Fungi; Ascomycota; Eurotiomycetes; Eurotiales; Aspergillaceae. Gene Ontology annotation, cellular component: cytoplasm; mitochondrion. Bases 1 to 1842 code for a protein of 613 amino acids. Gene Ontology annotation, biological process: tRNA wobble uridine modification; tRNA methylation.